AAUAAAUAAUUAAAUGUUCAUUAAAAUUGACUAAUGACUUUCCAAGAAAAUGAAUAACAAUAAUCUACGCGGUGAAGCCACGCUUUAGAUUUUUUGGUUUGGAAUAACCAAAAGGCGGAAUCAAAAUUGAAAAAGAAGGAAAUAAAAUGAUUAUAAUAAAACUUAUUACGUAAGCUAAAUAAACAACCUCAUAAAGAAUAGAACAACCUGGCUCAUAAAGCCAAAGCCUACCACUAAAUUAAAUUCUUAUUUCUUGACGGCGAUAUAUCAUAUCUCAUAUAUACACAUAAAAAUUUACAUACAAACUAUAUAUAGAAACGCCCCUAAAUUUCCAUUAAUCUCACUCUCAUCUUUAACUCUUCUCUUCUUCACUAUUCUAGUAAUCCCCUCAUACCUUGUUCUCAUCUAUCAUUGAUUUUCAUUCCACCAAACAAAUAUGAUUUUGUCAUCAAAAAGAAAAAAGCUAAUACCCAUUUUCUUGAUUGUUAGUGUUGAGUUUUAUUCGCUUCUAAUUCUGAAAUAGAGAUUGUUAUUAUUAUUAUUACCCACUUUUCAUUUUUUUGUGGGGUUUUCUCCAUUAUUGAAGCAUACCCAAAAUAAUAAUGGUUAUUUCGUAUCUUCUUCUUCUUUUGGUGGUUGUGGUUUGUGCAUUUGUGGUGGUUCGUGUUCUUUUGUACAGAACUGGGUUGGUUUAUAUUGUGAAGAAAUGGUGGGGAGCUAUGGAGGAUUGCUUUCAUGUCUAUCAAUCAUUCAAAGUCCCCGAAAUCAAUGAAGACACCAUGCAAGAAAAUCACCUCUACAGAAAAGUUUCAGAGUAUUUGAACUCCUUGACCUCAAUCGAGGACUCCGAUUUCACCAACCUUAUCACCGGGAAAAAGUCCAACGAGAUCGUCCUCAAGCUCGAUCCAAAUCAGAAAAUCGAAGACCGUUUUCUCGGGGCCAAACUUGUUUGGGUGAACGAAGAAAAGGGCGAGAAAAUCAAUGGUCGAAACUUGGUGCUCAAGAUUCGUAAAGCUGAUAAGCGUAGAAUUUUAAGGCCGUAUCUACAGCAUAUACACACCGUUGCCGACGAGGUUGAGCAGAGAAGAAGAGAUUUGAAGCUUUAUAUAAACAUAUAUUCAAGUCAUCAACAGAAUGGACGGUGGAAAUCUAUCCCAUUCAAUCAUCCCUCCACCUUCGAAACAAUCGCCAUGGAAGCCGAUCUCAAAGCCAAGGUAAAAUCCGACCUCGAAUCUUUUCUCAAAGCGAAACAAUAUUACCACAGAUUAGGUCGUGUUUGGAAACGGAGCUAUCUAUUAUACGGUCCAUCCGGCACCGGGAAAACAAGCUUCGUCGCCGCAAUGGCCAAUUUCCUCGGCUACGACGUCUACGAUCUCGAUCUUUCGAAAGUCUCCGACGAUUCCGAUCUUAAAAUCCUACUGUUGCAGACUACUGCAAAGUCGGUGAUUGUGAUAGAGGAUCUCGACCGGUUCUUAAUCGGGAAAUCGACGGCGGUGACUCUGUCCGGCGUGUUGAGUUUCAUGGACGGGUUGUUGAGCUCGUGCGUUGCGGAGGAGAGAAUCAUGGUGUUCACGACGAACGGGAAGGAGAAUCUUGAUCAGGCAAUACUCCGUCCGGGUCGGGUCGAUGUCCAUAUCCAUUUCCCUUUGUGUGAUUUCACCGCCUUUAAGAAUUUGGCAAAUAGUUAUUUGGGUCUCAAGGAACACAAGCUUUUUCCCCAAGUGGAAGAGAUUUUCCAAAACGGGUCGAGUUUGAGCGCUGCCGAGAUCGGAGAACUCAUGAUUUCGAACAGAAACUCGCCGAGUCGAGCCAUCAAAACGGUCAUUACGGCGUUGCAAACGGACGGUGAUGGGAGGGGGAACGGGAAGAUCGGACGGAGGAGCUACGUGGAAGAAUCGGGUCAACCCGCUGGGGUUUUUUGCGAAGGGGUUCAUUCCGUUAAGGAUAUUCGGAAACUGUACGGAUUCCUUCGGAUGAAAAGCGGUGCAAGAUCCUCUCAGUCGUUCGAUUCGGGUUCACAGAAGGAUGGAUGACUCGGGUUGUGGAGCUCCACCCGGGUUGUUACACAUGUCGUUUUCCUAUUGGUUGCUUAAAAAAAUGAACGCUCAGUUGUUAGUUAAGGGGAAAAGGAAGGGGCAAGGUGGAAAAGGGUCAUUAUAAAUCACUAGCUUAAAACGGCUGAAUGGGAAAACUUGUGGCUUCAAUCAGAAGUUGAUAGUGUUAUUCUUCUUAUUUUUAUAAUUAUUAUUAUUAUUAUUAUUUUUUGGGUUAAUAUAGUUUGGUGGUUUUGGGUAUAGGGAUGUCAUCAGCCUUUUUGUAAAUUAAAAGAUUAGGUUCUAUUAUUAAUGGAGAAAAUGAAACAAACAAUGCAAGGAAGCAUAUCCUAUUCUUUA
Molecule: messenger RNA, 2393 nt
Organism: Cannabis sativa
Lineage: Eukaryota; Viridiplantae; Streptophyta; Magnoliopsida; Rosales; Cannabaceae
Product: AAA-ATPase At2g46620
Exons: 1
Coding region: 603-2033 (476 amino acids)
Molecular function (GO): ATP binding; ATP hydrolysis activity
Source: RefSeq, a predicted model, not a curated record